This is a messenger RNA of Micromonas commoda, 1406 nucleotides long. RefSeq lists its product with no specific name. The record is from RefSeq and is a predicted model, not a curated record. Lineage: Eukaryota; Viridiplantae; Chlorophyta; Mamiellophyceae; Mamiellales; Mamiellaceae. The transcript has 3 exons. The coding region runs from base 37 to 1167 and encodes 376 amino acids.
GCGAACCCACCGCACACGCGCGAACCGACACCCAAAAUGGCAUUAUCCCUGCUGAGCUUAAACUCGGUGAUCCCGUUCAUCAAACGCGCGGACCACCGCCGCGACCGCGCGGCGCGCAUCAUCUACAACAAAGAGCACUGCGUCGGCGACUGGUGCGAGGGCGACUCCGAGGAGGAGCAGACCCCCUGGGACCGCGUCACCGGUCUAUUCGCGCGUGAAGAGCAAUGCGUCGGUGACUGGUGCGAGGGUUUCGACGAGGACGGCUACCCGUCCACCCCCGACGUCGCCGCCGCCGCCUUCGCCCGAAAGGACGACCACUGCGUCGGCGACUGGUGCGAAGACGACUCCUUCGACGACGCAUCCGGCUUCGAUCGCGCCGCGAUCAAAUCUCAAAAGCACCACUGCGUCGGCGACUGGUGCGAGGAUACAGACGAUACAGACGCUUCAAGCGCUUCCGGCUUCCCGUUCCCAUCCGGCUUGAACAACCUCAUCCCCAAAGACCUGGCGUGGACGUCCGAUCCGAAAUUCGCCGCCGCGAAUGUCUCGCUCCUCGUCGCCGAGACGGCGCUCCUUUUCCUCGCGUCGACCGUCCAGCCCAUCACCACGGGCGAGCUCUGCGGCGUGGACCCGACCGCGUUCGGGUGCCUCCACGUGGGCGCGCACCAGGCGUUCGCGGACGAGAUUGGCGCGGCCAUGGUGGCCGUCGCGCUCUCCUACACCGGCUUUGUCACCCUCCUCGCCGCGGAGAAUUUCGGGACGUGCGCCAAGUACCUCCUCGACCGCGGCGUCCCGCGAACGGAACUCGAGGGCGUGUCGUCGUACAGGUUCGUGCGCGGCGCCGAGGCGGUGCUCCGGCGCACGAACGACGUCGACGCGGCGGUGGCGUAUCUCCGCGACGUCCGGGAUCGGCGCGGGCAUUUCGUCCGUUCCUUUUCGAGCGGAGCGAAAACGUACACGCCGUGGUGGAAGAACGCGCCCGCGCCUCCUGUAACGCCUUCCGUAACGCCUUCCGUCGCCGAGAACAAGAGCAACGUCGUGGCGUUUCGGAGGAGUAACAAGCCGGGCGCGAUCGACGACGAGAAGGUUUUCGAGAAGGUGAGCAGCGCCGGGCGUUCCGAGAAGGAGAAGAAGCCGUUCCCAACCGGAACACUCCCUCCGAGGCGUUGAGUCGAGUCGAGACGUUGAGUCCGGAUGAUACGCGAGGAGGCUGCGAGCGAGGAGGUUGAGCGCGCGCGUCAUUCGAGUGCCCUUGAGCGCGGCUCGCGAUAGGGCGACUCGGGAGAUUCGUCGGGCGCGAGGGCGUGAUGUACAGUCAAACCAAACCUAUUACGUGCCCUUUCCCCGGGGGGGGGCCAGGGCUGCACAAAAAGUACGUGUGGAGGUAAUAUCACCAUUCUUUAAGACGG